Myotis myotis is the source of this 2650-nucleotide messenger RNA. RefSeq names its product tetratricopeptide repeat domain 22 (gene TTC22). NCBI's taxonomy places the organism in Eukaryota, Metazoa, Chordata, Mammalia, Chiroptera, Vespertilionidae. The record is from RefSeq and is a predicted model, not a curated record. The coding region runs from base 170 to 1873 and encodes 567 amino acids. Gene Ontology annotation, molecular function: protein binding. The transcript has 7 exons.
GGACCUACCCACGGGCGGGAGGCGCCCCGGGACCCGGAGGUGGCCGCGCCCUGCGCCGCCGCGCGCUGACCUGCAGCUCCCCGCGCCAGGCUGGCUCGCGGGGCGCCCCAUCCACUGCCUUCCGCAGCCUCCGGCGCAAGGGCCGGGUCCGGGGAGCAGCGGGGCAGACAUGGCGGACCCCGAGGCUGUGGCCGAGGACCUGGACGCCCUCAUCGACGACCUGGACUACCUCCCGGGCCACUUCCACCUGGAGAUGCAGCUGAACUUUGAGCCGCGCUCUCCCGCGUCUCUGCGCGCCCGGGACCUGAAGCUGCAGCGGGAAGGCCUGCGGCAGGAGCUGGGGCUGGCGGCCGCCCCGCGGCGCUCGGCGGUGCGCCACCUCCUGGGCACCUUUGCCUUCUACCUGGAGGAGCUGGACGAGGCCCGCGAGAGCUUCCUCCAGGUGGCCCGUGAGGAUCCGGGCAACCUCAACGCCUGGGCCAACCUGGCACACGUGUACGGGCGGCUGGGGCAGGAGGAAGAGGAAGAGGCUUGCGCCGGGAGACUGGCCGGCCUCAUGGGCCUGGCGGCCGACGCCGACUCCGAGGCGGACCGGGACUCCCACGUCCGCGCCGCGCGCUGCCUGGCGGAGCAGGGCUAUGCCCAUGGCUUCGACGUGGGCUGCGCCAGCCCAGAGGAGCGCGCGCAGGUGCUGGCGGCGGGCAUCGCGCUCUACGACAAGGCGCUGAGCUACGGGCAGCAGGUCCCCAUGGAGGAGAAAAGGGGCUGGUACUUCACCAUGGCAACGCUUUUCAUCAGGCUAGAUGGCAUCUUCCUGGAGCUGGGCAGAGAGGAGCAGAAGAGGCUGCCCGCCUUCAACCGCACACUGGCCCUGCUCCGCCAAGUCCUCAAGUCCUCGGACCCCCAGCACCGAGCCCUGGCCUGGUGCUACCUCGGGAUGCUGCUGGAGAGAAAGCACACCUUCUCCACCACCCCCAUGGGCGUCCACGACUGCGGGUACUCAGGGACCGACCCCCUGGACUGCUUCGGCAAGGCCAUCGAGAUUGCCAAGGACCAACCCCCGGUCCUGAAUCGCCUGGCCAAAAUCUUCUACUUCCUGGGAAAGCAGGAUAUGGCCAUUGGCACCUGCAACAUGUCCCUGGAUAUCCUACGCGAUCCGGAGCUCAACUGGCAGGCGUACUGCACGCGGGCCAAGGUCCACAUCACAGCCUACCUUCACGACCUGGAGCGGGUCAAGAUGGGGCUCGGAGGCAUGCCUGACAGGAACCACCUGGCCUGCGCCAAGGCCGACCUCGAGGAAGUGGUCAAGGUAUGCCCAGGCCUCAAGACCUACCUGGACAUCGGCCAGGUCUACUACUACAUGGGCGUGGACGCGAUGCAGGAGCUGCUGGCGGUGGAUGAGGCGGCGCUGAACCAGGCGCUGGUCUUCCUGGCCAAGGCGGGCGAGUUGGAGCUGGGCGCCACACUGCCCGAGCUGCAGCUGCUGCGGGGCAAGUGCCUCCGCAUCAAGGGCGAGGAGGCCAACGCGGCGGCCUGCUUCAAGCGCGUGGUGGAGCUGGACGACGCGGGCUGCAGCCACCCCGAGGGCUUCGGCUGCCUGCUGGAGGCGCUGCUGGCGCAGUGGAGCCAGGCGCAGCUGAGCGACGGCGAGCUGGGCCGCGAGGUGGACGCGUGGCUGCGCCGCGCCCAGGACAAGUACCCGGCGGCGCGCCUGCGGCAGGAGCUGCAGCGCGUGUGGCGCGGGCACACGGGCGAGGUGCUGGGGCUGGCGCGGGCCCUGGUGAGCCAGGGGCGACCCGCGCUGGUGCGGCUGCUCUUCGAAACCAUGGAGGGCGCCCGGGCGCCUCGGGGCCGCCGCGCCUUCUCGAUCUGAGGCCCCGCCCUGGAGGCCCUGCCCACAGCCCAUCGGGCCAAAUCUGGGCCCUGCUUGCACAGGGCCCAUCAGAUUCUCUUUCGGGAGCUGGAGUGGGACUUGGAGACUGCAGGGCAGUUUGUGCUCAUGGAGGUAGAAGGACCUGGUCCAGGAGACCGCCAACGGAAGGGCAGAAUUGGGCAAAUGCGCCGAGAAAAUAAGAGGGCUGCGAGUCUCCUAAGAGAUACAGGAGAUGACUGUCUCGUUAUGUCGGGUUUCCAGUUCGCGGGACAAUCCCCGAGGCCUUAGUGCCAGUCUUUGUCCCGUGAGCGACACUCUGUCCUUAUAAUGAAGCCCUUACUCAAGCUGUGGAGUGGGUGUCAGGGGUCCUGCAGCCGGAAAAGCCGCGGCUGGAGCAGAGCGCAGAGCUGCACCGUGAACAGGAAAGGGGCAGGGCCGAGGUCAGCCCUGGGUGCUCGGGGCUCUCCCUUCCUGGCUAGCAGUCUCCCUACCUGGCUAGCAGUCUUCCUACCUGGCUAGCAGUCUUCCGCAGGCCUCAUCCUUGCACAGGGUGGGCUGCAAGGCUCCCAGACAAGGAAUAAAGCCCAUCAACAGCACCUUUGCUUGACUUCUUGUUCUGAGAACCCCGGGACCCACCCAUCAGGAAAUGCCACGUGCCCUGAUCUUGAACCUUCAGCAAGAGAAGGAAGAGUGUCUUAGAAUUUUAUACUCAAGAGACCAACCGAAGGACUUGUAUGCAUGCAUAUAAGCAUAACCAAUGGACAUAAGGCACUGGGG